Messenger RNA from Salvia splendens (bonfire salvia), 2662 nucleotides. RefSeq names its product pentatricopeptide repeat-containing protein At4g02750-like. The transcript is spliced from 2 exons. Lineage: Eukaryota; Viridiplantae; Streptophyta; Magnoliopsida; Lamiales; Lamiaceae. Gene Ontology annotation, molecular function: RNA binding; protein binding; zinc ion binding. The coding region runs from base 200 to 2524 and encodes 774 amino acids. Gene Ontology annotation, biological process: RNA modification. The record is from RefSeq and is a predicted model, not a curated record.
UGUCGAGGUACUGCUUGUAAUGCAUUACUAAUCAUACAGUACUAUUUUGAUGCGACUAUAUUAAUGUGUUAGGUGAAUUUUACUCCAUAAUUUUAUUUUUACAAACAAACGUAUAGUCUAUUAGACAGUUUCGAAUUUCGAAAGUAGCACACAAUUUUUGAGGAUUUUUUUCGAAAGUUGGUCUUCCUUGUAUGAUUCCAUGCGUUUCAGACAUUUCCACACCACCAUCAUACGCUCGUCGCAGAAAAGAACAAGAAUUAUUUCACGGAGUGCUACGCCGCCGCGCCGCGGUACUACCUACUUCUUCGAUCCACCGGCCAGUAGGGAGCCGCCGAGGCCCAAAAGCAACAAAUUUACAGACUCUGACAUAGUGAAAUGCAACAUUGCUAUCACAAGCCACUUGCGCAACGGCCAAUGCGACGCCGCCUUACACUUGUUCAACUCCAUGCCUCGCAAAUCAACGAUCUCCUACAAUACUAUGAUAUCCGGUUACUUGUCCAAUGGCCAAUUUAAGUUAGCCCAACAGGUGUUCGGUGAAAUGCCUGUGAAGGGUUUGGUCACUCGGAAUAUAAUGAUAAGUGGUUAUAUUAAGAACAAGAAUCUCGGAGCUGCCCGGCGGCUGUUCGAUGAAAUGCCAGAGAAGGAUGUUGUUUCAUGGAACGCGAUGUUGUCUGGGUAUGCACAAAACGGGUUCUUGGAUGAGGCUAGGAGAGUUUUUGAUGUGAUGCCGGAGAAGAAUGAGAUAUCUUGGAAUGGGAUUCUUGCGGCCUAUGUUCAAAAUGGGAAGAUGGAGGAGGCAAGGAGGUUGUUUGAGAGUAAAGAGCAUUGGGCGCUGGUUUCUUGGAACUGUUUCAUGGGAGGUUACUUGAAGAAGAAGAGGUUCGUUGAAGCAAGACAGAUUUUCGAGCAUAUGCCUGUUAGAGAUGAAGUUUCUUGGAAUACGAUGGUUACAUGUUAUGCACAAAAUGGGAAUAUGAAAGAAGCAAGGAAAUUGUUUGAAGAAUGUCCAAGCCGUGAUGUGGUCACGUGGACGGCAAUGGUUUCGGGCUACAUACAAAACGGGCAGUUGCAUGAAGCCAGGAGGCUUUUUGAUGAGAUGCCAGAGAAAAAUGUCAUUUCGUGGAAUGCAAUGAUUGCAGGAUAUGUGCAAAGCCAGAAUAUGGAUUUGGCAGGAGAGUUGUUUGAAGCAAUGCCAAGUAAGAAUAUUAGUUCUUGGAACACUAUGAUAACUGGUUAUGCUCAAACCAACGAUAUUGCCAAAGCUAGGCACUUAUUUGAUAGGAUGCCACAUCGGGAUUGCAUCUCUUGGGCGGCAAUCAUAACUGGAUGCGUUCAGAAUGGUGAUAGUGAGGGUGGAUUGCGGAUUUUUAUUGAGGCAAUCAGGGAUGGGGAAAGGUUAAACAGAUCUGCAUUUGUUUGUGUUUUAAGUACAUCUGCUGAUAUUGCUGCUUUUGAGCUUGGUAAGCAAAUACAUGGGCGUGUAGUUAAAGCAGGAUUUGAGUCCGGCUGCUAUGUUGGAAAUGCUCUUCUUUCCAUGUACUGUAGGUGCGGAAGAAUCAAGGAGGCCUAUGAAGUUUUUGAGAUAAUUGAGGAUAAGGACGUGAUCUCGUGGAAUACAAUCAUUACUGGUUAUGCAAGACAUGGCUUCGGCAAAGAGGCUCUCCAACAUUUUGAGUCAAUGAAACAAGCCUCUAUACAACCUGAUGAAGUUACCAUGGUUGGUGUUCUAUCUGCUUGCAGUCAUACCGGCUUGGUGGACAAGGGAAAACAUUACUUCUACUCCAUGAGCAAAGAUCACGGCAUAGUGCCAAACUCAAAGCAUUAUACCUGCCUGGUUGAUCUCCUAGGUCGAGCUGGGCUGCUAGACGAAGCUCAAAACCUAAUGAAAAGCAUGCCCUUUGAUCCAGAUGGAGCAACGUGGGGAGCUCUCCUUGGUGCUAGCAGGAUUCAUGGAAAUACAGAACUGGGAGAAAAGGCUGCCGAAAUGAUCUUUGCUUUGGAGCCAUGGAAUUCUGGGAUGUAUGUUCUUCUUUCCAACUUAUACGCAGCUUCAGGGAGAUGGAAAGAUGUUAAGAAGUUGCGUUUAAGAAUGAGGGAUACGGGUGUUCACAAAACUCCAGGAUAUAGCUGGGUUGAAGUGCUAAACAAGAUUCACACGUUUUCUGUAGGAGACUCGACCCAUCCUGAUAGUGGAAGCAUCUAUGCCUUCUUAGAAGAGUUGGAUUUGCGGAUGAAAGAAGAGGGAUAUGUUUCAGCCACAAAACUGGUACUGCAUGAUGUGGAGGAAGAAGAAAAGCAGCAUAUGCUCAAGUAUCAUAGUGAAAGACUAGCUGUUGCUUAUGGGAUUAUGAAGAUCCCGAGCGGGAGAGCUGUUUGCGUUUACAAGAACUUGCGCGUCUGUGAGGACUGCCACACCGUGAUCAAGCUCAUAGCCAAGAUCACGGGGAGAUUGAUCAUCUUACGUGAUCCUAAUCGCUUUCACCACUUCGAGGGAGGGUCAUGCAACUGUGGUGACUAUUGGUGAAUGCAGUUUCUACAUUUGGCCCGAUUCAUGGUCUUGAAUUCCUGCAGUAAAAGAAUGCAGGAGUGAUGAAUUAUUAAAUUUUUGUUUCAAUUUGUAUAUAUAUUUUAUACUUGUACACCAAUUUUGUUUAAGGUUUAA